UGCACCGGCAUCACGUUCGCCAGUCCGCGAGUUGGCACGACGGUAGUGCGUUCGACACUUCCGACGCGGUCGAGUAACGCUCCGAUACCUUUUUUUCCUUUUCCGCAUUAUUUUUUUUUUUUCAAUCACCUCUGCUCCGAAACUGUCAUCGACAGUUCGGUUUGACAUAUUAGCUUUUUUUGCGCUCUCGGAGCAGCCGAAGCGGUCGAUUUUUUUUGAUGCGUAUAUAUAUUAGUAAGAAUCACUGAUAGCCGUCGUGCCGAUCCCUUCGACUCCCUUCGGUCUUCCUUGUCCCGUAGCUGUCCGAAAGUUGAGAGAAUCGGUGGGCGACCGGAGAAAGAGGGAGAGAGAGAGAGAGAGAGAGAAGAAGGAAGGCUACUUUCGCUUACGUCGAAGUGUCACGAAGAUUGUUGUGUGUGUUACGGUUUUUGGACCAACGUUGACCAAUUCGUGCGCGGUCUUCCGAUAGUCAAAAAGAGGCGAUCGCUGCGGGAGUGAGAUAGACUUCGCUCCGGGAGGUUUUUCCGUCCAAAGUGUAGACCUCAGGAUAUAUAGCUCUUCGGCAACAUGUCGAUUAUAAUGCAGUACAUAGACCGGUUCCACGAUAUGUUGGACAAACACGCAGAUACGAGGACGACUGACUGGUUGCUGAUGAGUUCGCCCUUCCCCACGUUGUUUAUUUGCCUCACCUAUGUCUACGCCGUCAAAACAUUGGGUCCGAAGCUUAUGGAGAAUCGAAAACCUUUCCAGCUUAAGAAUACCCUGGUAGUCUACAACCUGUUUCAAGUAAUCUUCUCUGCGUGGUUGUUUUAUGAGUGUCUGAUGGGCGGAUGGUGGGACCAGUAUAGUUUCCGCUGCCAGCCAGUGGAUUAUUCCAACAGCCCCACCGCGAUAAGGAUAGGGAUGUCCGGCUGGCUGACUGGAGCCUAUUCUCUAAGGUGUCAACCUGUAGACUACAGCGACAGACCUGAAGUACUAAGGAUGGUCUACGCAAGCUGGUGGUAUUACUUCUCGAAAUUUACCGAAUUCAUGGACACGAUUUUCUUUGUAUUGAGAAAGAAGAACAAUCACGUGUCUACACUGCAUGUGAUUCAUCAUGGUUGUAUGCCCAUGUCGGUCUGGUUCGGUGUCAAGUUCACACCCGGCGGCCACUCGACCUUCUUCGGUCUAUUAAACACCUUCGUCCACAUCGUGAUGUAUACGUAUUAUCUUCUGGCGGCGAUGGGACCAAAGGUACAGCCGUACCUUUGGUGGAAGAAGUAUCUGACAGCAUUCCAGAUGCUACAGUUCAUCGCGAUCAUGGUCCACGCCUUCCAAUUGCUCUUCAUCGAGUGCAACUACCCGAAGGCGUUCGUCUGGUGGAUCGGUCUGCACGCCGUCAUGUUCCUCUUCCUGUUCAAGGAGUUCUACCAGCAGAGCUACCAGCAGAAGAGGCCCAGGAAGUCGAACGGCGUGGUGACCAACGGCGUCGCCAAGGGUGACCAAUCGAAGGGCAAGCACGCGAACGGCGUCGCCAACGGCGCGGCGAACGGCAGCAUCACUAACGGCGUCGCCAACGGUUCCUCACCCAGGAGGAGGGAUGCCGCCGAUUAUUAUGUAAAAGGCGAAAGCUUAGCGUCGGAGCUCAGCCUCCGAAAAUCGUUCGCGAAUGUCGAGUGACUUUCGAGCGGACGCUUAGCCUAGUCGAUCUUCUCUCUCGCCACGCGACGUCGUGUUUCUCUUUCCGUGAAAUGGUCCAAGGAUCCAGCGGGCUUUUUUCUCUUCCUCUUUCUCUCUCUUUCUUUUUAUCCUUAAUCUGCCAAUAUCAUGCGAAGGGUCGAAGGCUUCACCGAGAUCGACGCAUUUCUUUAUCAAAAAAGGAAAAAAAGUACAAAAUUAUGUCGCACGCUUGCAGCUCGCGGUAUACAAAUAUAUUGAUGUUUUUUGAUGAACGCGUGGCAACUCUCUAGCUGGUUCUAGCUAAGAUAACACGCGAGCGUAGUCCGGCGACUAAUGCAGAAGGACGGAUCGUGUCUUGGUGCUCCUACCAGCACGUAAUUUUUUUAUCUUGAAAAUCAUAUAAAUCGAAAUGUUUAGAUAAGACGAGUGAACAGAUCUGCGAUUUUCAGAGGCUCCGACGAUAAUUAUAGGGGAAAAGAACCGUUUAUUUCCGAAAUAAAUUGAAUUACACGAAAAAUGUAAUCUUCUUAUAUACAAGCAUUUAUAACAGCGCAUUUGAAACAAGUCAAGUGACUUUGAUACAAUUAUAAAAAGAAGUAGAAGUAGGAAAUCGGAAAGAAAUUGUGAAUAUCUGGGAGGCGACAGAAUAAACGUUAGCUUUCUGGGAUCUUCCCGAUAGUUAUAUUCAACGGCCAAUGAAUCAUCACGUCGACAUUCCUUGUUCGCCGCUUUCGUAAUUGGAAAUACUCGGAUGAGCGUUUUCGAUCCCUCUCUCGGUGCGCGGGAAAUGUGUUCCUUCCACUUUGAUAAAAAUAAACUCCGCUGACAUUUUACGAUCUCACACUCGUGCGCGCGCGCUUAGUAGAAAUUCGCGAUGUCGCGUUCCGAGGGACGUAGCGCGAUCCUGACGUUACGUAAGAGAAGAGAGAUUACGCGAAUAACGGUAAAUUACAAUAGCCGCAUUUUGACACGGUAUCGUUACGUAAUUAAAUGAGAUUUUUUUUCGUUUACAUUUCGGUCGCGUAGAAACGCACGUAAGACUCGCGCGCGCGUUUCAUCCAAAAGAGUCUAUGGUGACCUUAACCGAGUCGAAUGAUCGGACUUUCGAGGUUUCUCGCUUGCAUCAGCGCAAAAGGACCGCCGUAGAUCGAAGCUGGGAUGAGGAAUGUUCGUUAUGAUGAUGAAAAGUCACGGUCGUUGAAUAUCCGAUCUUAUUCAUCGUCGCAAUCUAUAUCACGUCAGAGUCUAUUGAACUCUGUCCAUUGCUCUCUCUUUCUCUCACCAUUAUGUAUAGAUUCGAAAAGUUUUAUUUUUCAUUGUUGUAUAUUAAUAUCGUAUAUAUUAUAUAAUGGUUAUCAUAAUCUAAAAUAUGAUCGAAUUAUAAAGAAAAUUGCAGUUUUAUAUACUAUAGAAUAUGAAUCAAUUUUGUAAAAUUAAGACGGGUCCAUAAUGGACCAGUUAUUCAAAAUUCAAAUUGUAUAAUGGUUAAAAAAAAUUAUAUAAAUUAUAUAAUAGUUAUCAUAAUUUAAAGUAUGAUCGAAUUAAAGAAAAUUGCAGUUUUAUAUACUAUAGAAUAUUAUGAAUCAAUUUUGUAAAAUUAAGACGGGUCCAUAAUGGACCAGUUAUUCAAAAUUCAAAUUAUAUAAUGGUUAUAAAAAAAAUAUAUAUAUAUAUAUAUAUAUAAAUUAUAUAAUAGUUAUCAUAAUCUAAAAUAUGAUCGAAUUAAAGAAAAUUGCAGUUUUAUAUACUAUAGAAUAUUAUGAAUCAAUUUUGUAAAAUUAAGACGGGUCCAUAAUGGACCACUUAUUAAAAAUUCAAAUUAUAUAAUGGUUAUAAAAAUAUAUAUAUAUAUAUAUAUAUAUAUAUAUAUAUAAAUUAUAUAAUGGUUAUCAUAAUCUAAAAUAUGAUAGAAUUAAAGAAAAUUGUAGUUUUAUAUACUAGAAUAUUAUAGAAUAUUAUGAAUCAAUUUUGUAAAAUUAAGACGGGUCCAUAAUGGACCAGUUGUUCAAAAUUCAACCGUAUACGAAUGUCAGAGUUGAAUGGACGGGAGUAAGAGUGCGAUCGCGUCAGAGUGUCUUAAGAAGACAGGCGUGCCUUUGCUCAAUACUUAAAGCUCAAAAGCAUAUCGGUUCGAAAUAUCAGCAACCGAUUUCUGUGAUCGUGUACGUCGACUCGCGUAUGAGAGACUCGACCCUCUCGUCUUUCCUUCUUCUCCUUCCUUCGCGCGCCCAGCAGCCGAUUUCCGGUCCCAGCGUCGCGACGCCCUCAUCGCGGAUCAUUCGCCGUCUUGGUUGUCACUAUUUAACGCGUAUGAAUACGCGAAGCGUGCGUUGCGUUUUACGAUCGUUAGUUCUUCGACUUGAAUCUCUCUUCGAGAUAUCUUAUUUAGGAUAAGAUAGCGAUUGACAAAUUAUUAAAUUAAAAAUUAUUAUUAUAUAAAAAAUGAAUACGAGUUAAUUAAUUAUAAUUAUCGGUUAAAGAACCGCUUAAAAGUAAGCUCUUUCUUCUCAGCAGAAAUCGAAGGAUUAAAAUAAUUUGAAAUGUUCAGCGCGUCUCGCUCGCUUCGCGCAUUUCAUAUAUAAUACAUAGCGUCUUGUACAUAUAGGUAAGUUAGUUUUAUAUUACGUUAAAAGAGAAGUUCGAGGUGCCGAGCCACACUUCGUAUCGAAAUAAUAAUAAUAAUAAAAAAUUUGAAUUGAGGGGUCAGAGUGCUAAUUUAUAUAAAUCCACAUGCGUGUAUGUAUAAGAGGCGAAAACUGUAUGAAUAAAAUCACAUUAAGAUGGACGAGUUAGAGUUGCGGCUACGUACAUAAAAAAAAAAUACAAAACAAAAAAAAACGUGUCAAAGAAACGACUUGAGGUUUCGAUUCUUCUUGAACCUCCAGUUCGAUUACUGCCCUUCCUUCGAAUCUUAUAAUUUGAAUAAUAUUUUAGAUUAUGACAUGUAUAAUUGAAGAGCUUAUUUUUAUAUAUAAGUGGACUUGGUUUAUUAUAAUUUCCUUCCUUUUCGUAAACAAGUAUAUUCUUGGUCAUUAAUUGGCCGGAGCUUAUGUCACUUAUUCUCUCGAAAACAAAAAAAAUUUAUAAAUAUUAAUUCUUCUAUCAUCUAAAUUGAUAAUAAGCUCUUCGAUCACGAUUUAUUAUGCAAUAAUGUUAUACAUGUACCGUACGUGAGCGACUAUCUAAAUUUACAAUGUGGAAUAUUAUGAGUAAAUUAAUUUUUUUGUAUUAAAAUAUCCACAAUAUAAUCGCUGUAACGACAAUAGGUAUUAAAUGUAUAUGUAUGGUACAAAAAAAAAAUAUACAUAGACAAUCCGGCGAACUCUUUUUCCCACUCGGCCGAGAGCUUGAAGUUAUUUUGUUGCAAGUGACUCGCCAGGGUGGGAUACGCCGAAGGCGAAUUAUGGGCGUGCGCUGCCAAAUCUCGUGAGAGAGUGAUCUGUGAAAAUUCCAAGUGCUCUUACACCGAGAGAACUUUUACAUUGUAUUGUAACAAAAAUUAAUUAAUCGCACAAUUGGUUAAUUACGUGUAUUAAUUACGUCACGUAUUUUUGUGAAAAAUAUAAGUUUAUUUACUA
Molecule: messenger RNA, 5237 nt
Organism: Nylanderia fulva
Lineage: Eukaryota; Metazoa; Arthropoda; Insecta; Hymenoptera; Formicidae
Product: very long chain fatty acid elongase AAEL008004
Biological process (GO): fatty acid elongation, polyunsaturated fatty acid; fatty acid elongation, saturated fatty acid; very long-chain fatty acid biosynthetic process
Cellular component (GO): endoplasmic reticulum membrane
Molecular function (GO): fatty acid elongase activity
Source: RefSeq, a predicted model, not a curated record